AUGAAUCCUACUGGUGAAGGUUUUUGUGGUAAUGAAAAUAUUUUUAAAAUUAACGUUGGUGUCGUCAACAAUGAUAUCAGAGCGAAGAUUGAGAAUUGUGACAGCAGCGGGAUAGAUGAAUGCCCGCCUUCAACAAACAUUUUUAAAAAGUUCAAACUCAGUUCUCUAAGAAGAAUAAAACAUUCGAUGGAUUAUGAUCGCUCCUUGAUAAGCCGAAUCAUUUGGGCAAUCCUUGUCACUCUGGCUGCUUUUCUAGCUAUUUAUCAAAUCGGGACACUUCUUUUUCGCUACUUGGAGUACCCCACAUAUACAGAGCUGGAUAUUAUGUCCUUGCGAAGUUUGAAGUUUCCUCGAAUCACCAUCUGCAACAAUAACUACGUGAAAAAAUCAGCAGCUGAAAGUUUAUGUAGGAGAGUGUUUAGCGGUUAA
Molecule: messenger RNA, 429 nt
Organism: Helobdella robusta
Lineage: Eukaryota; Metazoa; Annelida; Clitellata; Rhynchobdellida; Glossiphoniidae
Exons: 2
Coding region: 1-429 (142 amino acids)
Biological process (GO): sodium ion transmembrane transport
Cellular component (GO): membrane
Molecular function (GO): ligand-gated sodium channel activity
Source: RefSeq, a predicted model, not a curated record